Cervus elaphus (red deer) is the source of this 1002-nucleotide messenger RNA. It is a transcript of the gene GALP, whose product is annotated as galanin like peptide. The transcript is spliced from 6 exons. Gene Ontology annotation, cellular component: extracellular region. Gene Ontology annotation, molecular function: hormone activity. The record is from RefSeq and is a predicted model, not a curated record. The coding region runs from base 560 to 901 and encodes 113 amino acids. Gene Ontology annotation, biological process: antimicrobial humoral immune response mediated by antimicrobial peptide; behavioral response to starvation; defense response to Gram-negative bacterium. NCBI's taxonomy places the organism in Eukaryota, Metazoa, Chordata, Mammalia, Artiodactyla, Cervidae.
UGCACUGAGCUUAUUUCCCGGUGUGUGGCGAGGAGAGACGCUCCACAAACAAGCAAACAGGGGGCCCAGGGGCCCCGGGCAGGAGAGGAGAAAGGGGCGCAGCAGGAGAGCUUGGAACAGUGGCGGCAGGUGGAGAGAAGUCAAGGGCGUGCAGAGAACCGAGAAUACUCCGCCUCCCCCAGCCCCGCCACCGCCCCCUGCCCCCCAACGCCGACACCUGCCGGAGGUGGGCUGGGGGGUCCUUGGAUAAAUGCGGAGCAAACACCUCGGAUUGCGGGGUCUGCGGGGGAAAGUGGGGCUGAGAAAUCUUCCCUCCGGGAAGCAUCCUUGUCCUGACCUGAGAAACCCCUUCCUGGGGGCGGGCGCUCCGCUCCCCCCUUCUCCCCCCACGCCCUCUCCCCGUCUAGUCGCCUCCCCCUUCCCUCCGCCCGCCUCUCCUCCUCGGGCAUAAAAGCUGGAGCCUCUCGGAAGCUGGGACCCAGACCGGCCGACGCGGGAGAGCUGGCGAGGUCUGACCGCUCAGCGAGCGUUCCGCAGCGCCCAGCCCUCCGGCCCUGAGAUGCCUCCGUCGGUCCGUCUGCUCCUUCUUGCCGUCCUCCUCAGCCUGGCCGAGACUCCGGCCUCUGCCCCCGUCCACGGGGGGCGAGGAGGCUGGACCCUCAACAGUGCUGGCUACCUCCUGGGUCCCGUGCUCCCCCCUCCCCCGAGGGCUGACAGAGGCCGGAAGGAGAAGACGACCCUGGGGAUCCUAGACCUGUGGAGAGCCAUUGACGGCCUCCCCUAUUCCCAGUCUCUGCUGGCCUCCAGGAGUCUGGGGGAGACUGUCGCCAAAGCAGAGACCGGAGAUCCAGGCGUGCUCAGCAAGAAAGUCCUCAAGGAGGCAGACACCCUGGGUUCCUAGAUGUCCCCAGACUUCUGCUCCAAACCUUUGCCCCUCUGGCUACUUCUGAAACCCUGCAUCGUCACCCUCUACUGAGACCAAGAUCCUGAAAUUAAAAUCUG